AUAUUGAAGAUAGAACCGAGCUCAUUCCAUUUCUUCCUUCCUCUCUUCCUGCUCUGCUUGUGCUCGAGAGUGGGAGACAUGAGGGCGAUCAGAGAACUCGAAGAAGUGGGCGUCCAUCACACAGCUCAAAGCAGCGCACUAUCACGUGCCCAAGAAUUCUUUAACGAGUGGGAGCUCCAGUGCAUGGUGAUGGCCAGCUUCUCCCUGCAAGUCUUCCUCUUCUUGUUCUCUGGCUUCCGCAAACGGCACGGCUCCCGCAUCCUCAGCGUGCUUCUCUGGCUUGCCUACGUUUCCGCCAACCCCCUCGCGGUUUUCAUACUCGGCCGUCUCACCCUCCAUGGGGGUGGCAAUCAGCUUGCCCUCUUCUGGGCACCCUUCCUGCUGCUCCAUCUCGGUGGGCAGGAGACCAUGACGGCCUUCUCCAUGGAUGACAACUCGCUCUGGAAGCGCCACCUUCUCAGCCUUGCCACACAGGUGCCAACGGCCGUCUACGUUGUCAGCAAGCAACUGCGUGGAGAUGAUCGACUGCUCAUGGCUCCCAUGGUGCUCGUGUUCGUCUCCGGGACAGCUAAAUAUGCUGAGAGGAUCUGGGCACUUAGAAGGGCUGGCUCAGUUGCACCUGGAUCAAGUAGAACGACUUCGAAUCUUGUUUCUCGUGCAUCCAGUGACGCCGUCUGGGACACCCAGGGCUUUUACGGUCAGCUGUGUUCUGUUAUCUCAAAAAAGAAGGAGAGAAAUUUUGAGGUCAUCCUGAAUGUGGCAGUCGAGGGCUUCAAACUAAGCCUGCACUUUCUGUUGGACAUGACCCCUUCAAUCUCUCUUCUUCCUGAUGAUAUCAAGGAGAUCAAGCAGGCCGUUGAGGUGUUUAAAACUUCGGAGAACAUAGUCCACAUGGCGUACAAGUUGGCCGAGAUCAAUCUCUCGUUGAUCUAUGACUACUUGUACACUAAGUUCGGUACACGACAUUUCCACAUUGCCCCAGGUUGUAGCGGUUUCCACCGGAUUGCCACUCUUGCACUAACGUCAGCGGCGCUUGGGUUGUUCGUGAAGGGCAUGGCUGGUCAGAAGGGCCACGAUGCAGCUGAUGUUAUUAUAUCUUACGUGCUACUUGUAGGUGCCAUCGUACUGGAGACAUGCUCUAUAUUUGUGGCAUUCAUCUCGUCAUGUUGGGCUUACAAGACAGCCAUUUCGUGUUCACUAACAUGCCCACUGUGCCGAAUGUUUCCUUGUGUAAUUGCAGCCAUGGUGAGCAUUGCAAGGCAUCUCCAUCCAGAAAAACAAGGAGAGUGGUCGGCAAAGAUGGCGCAAUACAGCAUUAUCGGAGAUUGCAUCAAGAAGAAACAAGAAUCUGGCUUGUUGCGACGGACGAUGAGUUGGAUCGGAAUCGGCCAACAGGCUGUCACACAUAUAGGCAUCUCAGCUGAGGUCAAGAAGCUCCUCCUAGAUAAAUUGCUGGACAUAGCAGCCACUCCACGUGUGCAUGAAUGGGAUAUUGGUGUUGGCAAGUUCAGUGGCCAAUGGGCGCAAUGGGUGGUUGAAGCAAAGCAAGAUCAUCACCAGAGUGCAGCUCAGCAGGUGCUCCAGGUAAGCAACAUCCAAGGUUUGGAGUUUGUGUCAAGCGUGCUUCUUUGGCAUAUUGUCACAGACAUAUGCUUGCUCUCUGCUGACGUUGAUGUCGACGGAAGCUCAUCUCAUGAAGCACAAUUACAUGGUGGUUCUUCUCAUCAUGAGGAAGUACAUAGCGGUUCCCUUCAUGGAGCACAUUUUGAUGGUGGUUCUUCUCACCAUGAGAAUGUAGAUGGGAGCUCCUCUGAUGAAUUGCAUUUAGGUUCUUCUCACCACGGCAAUGUAGAUGGCGGCUCCUCUCAUGAGGUGCAUUUAGAUGGUGAUUCACCUCACCAUGAAAAUGUAGACAACAUCUCCGGGCUCAGAGGCAUUGCUCGAGAGCUGUCACACUACAUUAUGUACCUCAUCGCAGAUUGCGGUGCCAUGGCUGGCAGUGAAGGGCAUUACGUGGUCAUUAGGGGAAAGCGCGAGAUGUCGCGCUGGCUGCUUGAGAAGAGUGCGAGUUGUGAUAGGAGGAAGGUGAUUCAGGACAUCCGUGAUGAAGAAAGCUCUUUCUUCCAUGAAAACUACUACCCCGUGCUGGAUCGAGCUCGUCGGGUUGCCUCGGACUUGCUUAAGAUGGGAGAAGCGGCCGACUGUUGGGAGCUGAUCGUUGCGGUGUGGUUAGAGAUGCUUUGUUACAUAGCGUGCAACUGUGGCGCCGCAUUCCACGCCAAGCAUCUAACGACAGGUGGCGAGUUUGUCACUCAUGUCAAGAUGCUCCUGUUUAUGCUAGGGGUGCCUUUUCUGAGGGAUGUGAAGGAGCCGCUGUUUUCAAAAGCUGGGGAUAUCUAUUCAUAAUUUGAUUAUUUCAGACUCUGUUUUGCAGCAGGCUCCAUGUAUUUGGAUUGUAAUGAUGUGGAACAUUCAACCAUGCUGUGACAGAAACAAGCUAGGGGGUCCAACUUUGGUUUUAUGCAUGGUCCAACCUUGUUUGAUUUUAAUAGAUCUUUGUCUCUGUAAAGAUGUGAGUCCACUUACAUUGGGACUUCAUCAACUUAUAACUAGCAGUACAAGGUAGAGUUGCAAUCGGACUCUUAUAAACACUGAGAUAUAUAAAGGUGUGCAAAUGAUCCU
Messenger RNA from Setaria italica (foxtail millet), 2682 nucleotides. RefSeq lists its product as uncharacterized. The transcript is spliced from 2 exons. The record is from RefSeq and is a predicted model, not a curated record. NCBI's taxonomy places the organism in Eukaryota, Viridiplantae, Streptophyta, Magnoliopsida, Poales, Poaceae. Bases 79 to 2406 code for a protein of 775 amino acids.